Messenger RNA from Macrosiphum euphorbiae (potato aphid), 522 nucleotides. The record is from the annotation of a GenBank genome assembly. Lineage: Eukaryota; Metazoa; Arthropoda; Insecta; Hemiptera; Aphididae.
AUGUCUCGAAUUUUGGUUUUGACGGAAUUGCGACUUGAAGAACACACAAAAAUAUUGUCAAAUAUCAUGUUGGCUCUAAGUCAAAUUAAUGAUUCAGCUAAAAACCCAGUUUCAUUAUCUCCAUCAUCAAAUAUGUCUUCUGAUAAGUUAGCAGCAGGAAUUUAUUCCAAAUUACCCUUGAACAAUAAUGAAGAAAUGGCUGGCAUAACAUCUCAAAUCAUUAAUGAUGAAGAUACAUUGUUGAAACUUGCUAAAAUGCUAAUUACACUGAUUAGUGGCUCUGAUGUGAAACAAUUAAUAAGGAGAAUUUUAAAAAAACUUAUUACUGAUGAGCUUGCAAUUGAAUACAACUAUACUGGACACAAAAAUACCAAAAAACCAUUUAAUAAAACAAUUUUGUCAACUUUAUUAACUCAUGCUGUACAGAUGGUUUUCAGUAAUACAACAAUAAAAGAAAUUGAGUUAACGACAAGCAUUUGGCUGACAAAAGCUCCAGAAAGAUUGAAAAACAAAAAAAAUUAA